AUGGUCUACACGACUGAAGACUUCAACCGCGACCUUGCCAAGAUGACCGAACUAGCUCGCGGCGACAAGCCCACUGACAUUUUCUUAUGGGUACAAUGGGAAAUGGCUAGGACACACAGGGCACUCGUGGUAUUUUGGCUUCAGGUUCGGAAGCAAUUUUCCACAUCUGCACCUGUUGACGACGCGGAAAACUUCCUCGGCUUCGCGAAGCAAUGGGUACGAUCCGUCGAGCUGCACCAUCAGCUCGAAGAAGAGGUGCAAUUCCCCGCACUUAAUCCCCCCGUAGACACUGGGAAAAGCCAUGACGAGCAUGUUGAACUCAUGCAACCGCUGCAGGCGUACAAAUCAUAUCUCGAGAGCGUCUCCAGCGGCAGCGAGUCGUGGUCGGCAUAUAAAGCAGACGAGCUCACGCAAGCGUUCAUCCCUAUCAUGAUGCGCCACUUUGUUGAGGAGCUGUACAUCCUCGACCCCGAUGCGCUCAGGAAGUUCAUACCGAAGGAGACCUUGGAGGGGAUGCGGCAGGAUGUUGCGGAGACAGCAAAGGUCCGCCUCGACCCGGCGAGGGACGUACCGCCGCUGGUCACGCAUAACGACGAUGCGCUGGACUGGCCGCCCGUGCCGUGGAAGAUCACCGAGGAUUUCAAGAUCCCCCUGGAGCUCUAUCAGCCGCACAAGGGGUGGUGGAAGUACUCGAGUCACCCGCUCGAGCUGUAG
Molecule: messenger RNA, 714 nt
Organism: Fibroporia radiculosa
Lineage: Eukaryota; Fungi; Basidiomycota; Agaricomycetes; Polyporales; Fibroporiaceae
Exons: 5
Coding region: 1-714 (237 amino acids)
Source: RefSeq, a predicted model, not a curated record